UCCUCGCUCACAUUUGCUCAGAUUUGCGUGCAUUUUCCCGAGCGCCGGGGUCCAGGAGUGCUUAUCAUGAAACUUCAGCACUGUGUAACGCGCCUAGCAUGACAUUCCCGUUAACGGGUCUCUAAAGUUCCCACCCCAGUCGCUUUGACUUCUGUCUGACUUGGUGGUUGGAUUGUGUGGCGCGUGAGCCCAGCCUCGCGGCGCAGUGACAUUAUUGUAGCGAGCGUUUGGUCUCCAAGGAGCUUCUGGACUGAGUUUGGUGUGUUCCUGCAGUAGCUGGUGAGAUUCACACAUAAACCAACGACGUCCUGCUUGUACGAUCAGCUUUCAGCUGGAAGAGCUGAAGUAUGCUGCAUUGCCGGGUGCCCAUGCCCGCCGUGGUUACCUUGUUGCUACUGCAGAUUGUUGCCGUAGUGUUGUUUCUGGGAUGGCACGGCCCGCUCGUCCCCCAGGACGUCUCUCCAACACAGGGUAAGGUGCAUGUGCUCUUGCUGUCGUCAUGGCGAUCGGGCUCCUCGUUCCUGGGGCAGGUGUUCAGCCAGCACCCGUCUGUGUUCUACCUGAUGGAGCCGGCCUGGCACGUAUGGACGGCGCUGAAGCGUCCGGGCGCUCGCGGCCUGCGCAUGGCCGUCCGCGACCUGGUGCGCAGCGUCUUCCAGUGCGAUCUGUCCGUCAUGGACGCCUACCUGCCCCCCCGGCACAACGUCUCGCAGGUGUUCAUGUGGAGCCACAGCCGUGCUCUCUGCUCGCCGCCCGCGUGCACACUCACGCCCCGUGACGGCUUCAGCUACGAGCCCGACUGCAAGCUGAACUGUGACAGAGUAGGCCUGCAGGGGGCACAGCAGGCCUGCCGCACCUACAGUCACGUUGUGCUGAAGGAGGUGCGCUUCUUCGAGCUGGAGUCCCUGUACCCACUGCUGCGGGACCCCACGCUGGACCUGCGCAUCAUCCACCUGGUGCGGGACCCGCGGGCGGUGCUGCGGUCUCGGGAGCAGGCCGCAAAGGCCCUGGCGCAGGACAGCGCGUUGGUGCUGGAGAAGGAUGGCGUCCUGCCCAGCGACGCCCAGCUGCGUGUCAUGCAGGAAGUGUGUCGCAGUCACAUGCGCAUCCACGAGACGGCCAUGCUCAAGGCGCCCGACUUUCUGCAAGGGCGCUACAAACUUGUACGCUACGAGGACCUGGUACAUGACCCCCUGGCCCAGAUUGAAGCCAUGUUUGACUUUGUGGGUCUGGAGAUGAUGGAGACGCUACAGGAAUGGAUUUACCGCAUUACCCACGGAAAGGGCAAAGGGACAGAGAAAGAAGCCUUCAAAAUCACGUCGCGCAAUGCUGAGGAUGUGUCCUUGGCCUGGAGGACCACCUUACCCUUUCAAAAAGUCAAACAAAUCCAGGAAGUCUGCAAGGGAGCCAUGACGCUGCUGGGCUACCGUCCGGUGCAGAGUGAGAGGGAGCAGCGGCAGCUGGACUUGGACCUGUACACGGGUCGCGAGCACUAUCGCUUCUCCUGGAUUCCCUCCAAAAGCUCCAAAUCCAGCAAAAGCUGAACUUGGGGAUACCCCGGUGCAUCUGUAAAUGAGACUGGAUUUGAGCCCAAUUUUUAAGAACUGUCCAGUACGCAACUCUUUACUGAGGGCGAGAUUCUAAAGCUUUGGUUGAUAAUCUCAAACUAUUUGGGACCCAUGACAGCACAGUCCUUUAUCACCUUCUCCCCUACGUUCACCCCCACGUUCACCCCCACCUUCACCCCUGCAUUCUCCCCUGUUCACCCCCAUGUUCACCCCUGCAUUGUCCCCUACGUUCACCCCUGUAUUCACCCCUGCGUUCUCCCAUACAUUCACCCUUACGUUCACCCGUGUUCAGCCCUGCGUUCACCUCUGCGUUCACCCCUACGUUCACCCUUGCGUUCACCCCCACGUUCACCCCUACAUUCACCUGCGUUCACCCCUACAUUCACCUGCGUUCACCCCUGCGUUCACCCCUACGUUCA
Messenger RNA from Electrophorus electricus (electric eel), 1987 nucleotides. It is a transcript of the gene chst6, whose product is annotated as carbohydrate sulfotransferase 6. Gene Ontology annotation, biological process: N-acetylglucosamine metabolic process; carbohydrate metabolic process; sulfur compound metabolic process. NCBI's taxonomy places the organism in Eukaryota, Metazoa, Chordata, Actinopteri, Gymnotiformes, Gymnotidae. Gene Ontology annotation, molecular function: N-acetylglucosamine 6-O-sulfotransferase activity. Gene Ontology annotation, cellular component: Golgi membrane. The record is from RefSeq and is a predicted model, not a curated record.